This is a messenger RNA of Ipomoea nil (Japanese morning glory), 1561 nucleotides long. Its product is annotated as cytochrome b561 and DOMON domain-containing protein At3g25290-like. Lineage: Eukaryota; Viridiplantae; Streptophyta; Magnoliopsida; Solanales; Convolvulaceae. The transcript has 3 exons. The record is from RefSeq and is a predicted model, not a curated record. The coding region runs from base 144 to 1319 and encodes 391 amino acids.
AGUAUCCUCUCUUGAUAAACUUAGGCAAAGGAAAUAAUUUUAUUUUAACGGUCCAGUAUACGGCUUUGACUCGUUUCCACUCUCUCUUCUCUCUGUGUAUCUCAGGUAUCACCAACCUCCAUUGUUGCAUAGCUCGCCCAGCAAUGGCGCCGUCGACGCCCUGUUUACCUACCCUAACGCUGGCCUUUUCGGUUCUCGUUUCCGUAAUCUCACCGUCGCAGUCGCAGACAUGUUCGUCGCAAACCUUUGCUAACAACAAGCUCUUUGCUCACUGUAAUGACCUCCCCACCCUCAGCUCCUACCUCCACUGGACCUACAACCCUACCAACGCCACUCUCUCCGUCGCCUUCGUCGCCGCGCCGCCCAAAUCCGACGGCUGGAUCUCGUGGGCGCUCAAUCCGACGGGGACCGGCAUGAUUGGCGCGCAGUCGCUCAUUGCGUUCAAGGGUUCCGGGGGCGGAAUGGCGGUCAAGGCCUACAACGUCAGCUCCUACGCUUCCAUCAAGGAGUCCGAGGUGUGGUUCCGGGUGGAAGAGGCCACGGCGGAGUCCUCCGGCGGCGUGAUGCGGCUUUUCGCGACGGUUGUGUUGCCUGAGAAGAACAAAACCACGAUCAACCACGUCUGGCAGGUCGGCUCCUCCGUCACCGCCGGCGUGCCUGACAGGCAUGCUCUCCAGCCCGUCAAUUUGAACUCCAAGGGAACUAUAGAUUUGUUGAAAGGAGUGAGCAACACUGGUUCAUCUGGUGAUUCCAGGCUCACGAAGAAGAAUAUUCAUGGAAUACUUAAUGCAGUCAGCUGGGGAGUUCUGUUUCCAUUUGGAGUCAUAAUCGCGAGGUACUUGAGAACAUUCCAAUCUGCAGAUCCAGCGUGGUUUUAUCUUCAUGUUGCUUGCCAGUUAGCUGCCUAUGUGAUUGGAGUUGCUGGCUGGGGAACUGGCCUUAAGCUAGGAAGUCAGUCAAAGGGUGUUAUGUACAGUGAUCAUCGCAAUAUUGGGAUUGCACUCUUCAGUCUUGCAACAGUGCAGAUGUUUGCAUUACUAUUGAGACCCAAGAAGGAUCACAAGUACCGAUUUUACUGGAAUGUCUACCAUUAUGCAAUUGGCUACUCAAUACUUGUUCUAGGCAUCAUCAACGUGUUCAAAGGUCUUGACAUACUAAGCCCAGCAAAGAAGUGGAAAUCUGCAUACAUAGUCGUGCUUGUAGUGCUAGGAGUGGUCGCGCUACUACUGGAAGUGGUCACCUGGACUGUGGUGUUGAGGCGGAGAUCAAGCAAAUCCACCAAACCCUAUGACGGGUUUGACAAUGGACAAGGCAGUUAACCACCAUUGCCCUCGUGAUUUAUCAGACUCUAUUAGCUUGAGAGGUUCUGUCUGUAUAUCAUCUCCGACCAUGAAGCUUCAUUAGUGUGAAUGCCAUGGGGGAUUUCUCUUGUUUAAGGUUUGCCAGCUUCUCCUUUGUAUGUUGUAUGCCUCACUUUAUACUCACCAAAUUAAAACUCACAAUUCUAUGUUAUAAUAGUUUAUCGUUGCAGUUAAAUCAUGCCCUUUGCUUGUGCAACCCA